AUGGAAAUUGUAAUUUCCAGCAAUGGCCUCAUCCCUGACGAUACCAUUCGCUCUGUCGAAAAUUUGAAACUGCCUGAGAAAGUUUUGGAAGAAGGGCAAAAAGCAGUUCUCCUAGACACAGCGAACAUCGUUACUAAAGGCUUUCCCCUGACUGCUAGUGCCGGGUCACUGCUGAGGACCCCGGCAACCCGUCGUCACAAAUAUGUCAGGAUGUCACACGUUUCAGUAACCCAGGCUCCCAAAGCUGGAGCUGGAGCUGACAAAUCCGCGAGGUUUUGGAAGGCAGGUAGUCGCGACCGACCCCAAGCUACUACCUGGACGGCACACCUUUGA
Nezara viridula (southern green stink bug) is the source of this 333-nucleotide messenger RNA. The record is from the annotation of a GenBank genome assembly. NCBI's taxonomy places the organism in Eukaryota, Metazoa, Arthropoda, Insecta, Hemiptera, Pentatomidae.